UCUUCUGGACUUCAGGGAGAAAUGAUGAAACCAAAGGGAAAAAUUCAAAGCAGGUUAAUGAAUUCAUGCUGGUAUUCGUGAAUUCAGAGCAGGGUCUCAUCAGCUCUGUCUUCCCGCUUCUGUUUGCGGAACCAGCACUAAGCAGGAUUCCCCAAGCUGCUUCAUCACUCCCUGCUGUUCUGGGUCCAGGACAUUCUCCGGCCUCACGCCGGACUCCUCGUUCCCCUCUUCUCCGGCUGAGCUGUUCUUUGCCAGCCACUCGGAGAGUCCGACUCUGCGCGCGGCAGGCAGCACCCCUCGGCUCUCACACUCAUCCCGGACUGCGGCGUGGGGAGGGGGUAGGGGAGCCACCAACUCGCGGAAAACUUCCUCUCGGGAGGUGACUGGGGUUUUCUGGCUUCCCCCAGCCCUCCCGCGCGGGGCCACACGGCGCUCGUUAAAGUGGUGCCGCAACUAGAGCAGGUUCUGAGCUGCAGAGACCCGGGGUGCCCGGCUGCAAGGCUUCCCCGGCAAGGACCGGCGCCCUCUGCCACCGAAUGCGCCCAGGACGCGGCCGCCGCCGGCCCGGGGCUGCUGGCGGGGCACGGCCGGUGCGGGCCGACUUUGCGCCACGAUGCUUUGUUUUCCUGCCGCAGGAACCCGAGGCGGUCUCUCUCCACCAGACUUAACCCGCCCGCACCAAUAGCCAUGGAAGUUGCGGCGGCACAGACGGAGAGGGAACCGCUCGGCGCGGCGUCUUUUUUGGAUGUGUUUUCUCUACACAGUCCACUUCUUUCCUUCCUCUUGGGUGGCCGUUCCGGCAGCAGCGCCCCCCGUGUGCCAGCCCAAGGGCGCUGCUAACGGGCACUACGCCGCCCCACGCCUCUCCAUCUCGUCCCGAGCCACGGUCGUCGCCAGGAUGGAAGGUGCCUCCCAGGGGGGCCUGCAGACCGUCAUGAAGUGGAAAACAGUCGUGGCAAUCUUCGUGGUCGUGGUGGUCUACCUCGUCACCGGCGGUCUGGUCUUCCGGGCACUGGAGCAGCCCUUCGAGAGCAGCCAGAAGAAUACCAUCGCUUUGGAGAAGGCGGAAUUCCUGCGGGAUCAUAUCUGCGUGAGCCCCCAGGAGCUGGAGACGCUGAUCCAGCAUGCCCUUGACGCUGACAACGCAGGAGUAAGCCCGAUAGGAAACUCUUCCAACAACAGCAGUCACUGGGACCUUGGAAGUGCCUUUUUCUUUGCUGGGACUGUCAUCACCACCAUAGGGUAUGGGAAUAUUGCUCCAAGCACUGAAGGAGGCAAAAUCUUUUGUAUUUUAUAUGCCAUCUUUGGAAUUCCGCUCUUUGGUUUCUUAUUGGCUGGAAUUGGAGACCAACUUGGAACCAUCUUUGGGAAGAGCAUUGCAAGAGUGGAGAAGGUCUUUCGAAAAAAGCAAGUGAGCCAGACCAAGAUCCGGGUCAUCUCAACCAUCCUGUUCAUCCUGGCCGGCUGCGUUGUAUUUGUGACGAUCCCCGCUGUCAUUUUCAAAUAUAUCGAGGGCUGGACCACCCUGGAGUCCAUUUACUUUGUGGUGGUUACCCUCACCACGGUGGGCUUCGGCGAUUUUGUGGCAGGGGGAAACGCUGGCAUCAAUUACCGGGAGUGGUAUAAGCCCCUAGUGUGGUUUUGGAUCCUUGUUGGCCUUGCCUACUUUGCAGCUGUCCUCAGUAUGAUCGGAGAUUGGCUACGGGUUCUAUCCAAAAAGACAAAAGAAGAGGUGGGUGAGAUCAAGGCGCACGCAGCUGAGUGGAAGGCCAACGUGACGGCCGAGUUCCGGGAGACGCGGCGGCGGCUGAGCGUGGAGAUCCACGACAAGCUGCAGCGGGCGGCCACCAUCCGCAGCAUGGAGCGCCGGCGCCUGGGCCUGGACCAGAGGGCCCACUCGCUGGACAUGCUGUCCCCGGAGAAGCGCUCCGUCUUCGCCGCUCUGGACACUGGCCGCUUCAAGGCCUCGUCCCAGGAAAGCAUCAACAACCGGCCCAACAACCUGCGGCUCAAGGGCUCCGAGCAGCUGAACAAACACGGGCAGGGGGCUUCCGAGGAUAACAUCAUCAACAAGUUCGGGUCCACCUCCAGACUCACCAAGAGGAAAAACAAGGACCUCAAAAAGACCUUGCCCGAGGACGUUCACAAAAUCUACAAGAACUUCCGUAACUACUCCCUGGACGAAGAGAAGAAGGAGGAGGAGACGGAGAAGAUGUGUAACUCGGACCACUCCAGCACCGCCGCGCUCACCGAGUGCAUCCAGCAGCAGGCCGGGGCGGAGAACGGGCUGGUGCCUGCGGACACCAAAGACAGGGACCUCGAGAACAACGCGUUACUUGAAGACAGAAACUAAAUGCUGAGGACCUUGGACUUGACCAAGCGUUGUGGUUUUUUUUUUUUUUUAUUCACCCUGAGACACGUGCCUUAAACAGACUUUCUCGUUAGUCCGAAAUUACAUAGCAUUGAAGAAUAUAUUUCACUGUGCCAUAAACGACGGAGAAAGAUUGCUCUGCCAAAAGGAAUCAAAGAACAAGGACCGCACUUCCGACAGUGACCACAGGACACGCCGGGAGUGUUCGCACACGCAGGAGGUCAUGGCCACAAAAGCUAAGGGCAGGUGUGGCCCGGUGCUGCGCCCCCGGGGGCCGUGCUGCCCGGGCCUGGCAUGGAGAAAGGGCAGCUAUUCCUUAGACCAGCCUUCUGAAAGGAACAGGUGUGUCUUUUACAUGGAGCCUCAUUUCCUGAACCUACCGUUAGAGAUAUGCACACACACAGAAGGGGACCGGAUGGGGGCUGAACUAGUACCUGUAAUGGGGGUUCGAGUUGACAUUGUGGCAUGUUGCUCUGAGCCUGAAUUUUGAUACACAUCAUUCAGUGCAUACCUAGUCUUUCUAAGCUCCAAAUGAAGGUCCCUGGGACCCGGGAGCAUGUGGAAUUUGUGGGAAACAGAUCAGAGCACACAUAUUAAAAGGUGCAAUUGCUUUCCUCAUUACACAAGAAAAAAAGUCACAAAUGCAUCACACUGUGGAUAUCACCUUAACCAAUGACAGAAGCCUAUUGAAUUUUGUCUAUCGACGAAUGACAAAUGAACUCGCAAGCAUUGGCAAAAACUCAACCUCAUUUGCUGCAUGGUUACAGGCAAAAAUCAUGCAUUUUCCUCAGUGGGUGCAGUGGUGAAAAUAAACUGGUUUUGAAAUGCCCAUAUUCACUUUUCUAGUGGAACUUCGGUUAUAACUUGUUUUGAUAAGGGGGAAAAAUACCAAAACGAUUGCCUUGCAUGAUGCCAGUGGCUUGCUGUUCUGUCUAGCUGAUCCUAAAUUUUUAUAAAAAUAGACAUCCUGCAUGUCUGAGACAUACCAAGGAGGACCAUGGCAUCAUUCCAUCUCAGGGCUUUUUGUCCCUUUGGGUGUCUUAAGGUAGACAUAGUGACAAGGUCCAAUCUUGCUAUCUCCAAACAAAAGAAAGAAUCCCCCAACCAACUCUUGUACAAGAAAAUUGAAUUGUUUUAAUUGCUUGCAGCUUAAGUGCCAUUAAUGCCAUUUAAAAACUAAUGCUUAAAAGAAGUAUUUACAACAUUCCACUUUCAUGUUUGGGUGUUUCUUAUUUUGAAAGCAUCACUUCUUUUCCUUGCUUCUUUGUCUCGCACCUGCUAGUCACUAAAGUUGGAACACCAGUGUGAUUGAUCAUUUCAAGGCAAAAAAUAGCCACAGGAUUGUUCCGUGAGGUUAGAAUGGUCAGUGAAGGAAAGUGGGGGAGGGGAUAGUCAUAGGUUUUGAGAAGAUUUUAAAUGGAUUUUUUAAUCAGAAAGGACAAAAUAUGUGCUAGGUUCCCCAUCCUGUGUGUGCCUCAGCCCCUUGCAUAAUUGGCUGGUCAUUGAUGGUUCAGCCUUAGCUGUUGGGACCACACUCUUAAGCAUUUGGACCUGGCAGCCCCAGGAAGUUGCUGGUGAUGGGCGCCACCUUUUGGGGAUUUCACACGAGCAACACACAGAGUGGAUUUAUCAAAAGAUCACAGGACUAGUGGAGACUUCCUGAAAUCAUCUAAUGCUUUCUGACUUCUGGGGAAAAUUAUACCCACCACAUCCUUGGCCACUGGUACCACGGAAGACCUCUUCCUGCCCAUUUCCCAAAACGCCCAGCUCUCCCUCGCCUGGAGCACUUGUAGCUCUGCCUUCCCCUCCCUCAAAUGUUUAGUUAAAAGUUCUGGCAUUGCUUUUGGGAAGGAGCCAAAUCAGAAUCAGCUUUCAUGAGGCUCUUCCUGUCCACGGUAGAUUUGGGUUAAUGCCUCCACUGGGCUGGAGCUGUGGCUCACUGGUGACAUCCUGUGUCCACGUAUUAACAGACACGGAAAGGACGCUUAUCCAGGUGUGGGCGCUGGCUCUUACUGUGAGAGUCCUUCCAGCCUGGCAAAAUGUGUUUUGAUUGGUAGAUUUCUGGGACUUUCUCUAUUCUUCUGACAAGUUAAAAGCUUCCUGAUUAAACUAUCCGUUGAUCUCAUUCAUGUGCGUUUCCGCCCUGUAUUACUCGUUACCUUCUUUAUAGUAGUGUGUUCACAAUUCUAGACCCUACAGACAAAUCUGGCCAAGAGGCUUCCUGGUCAUUUAUCCAGUGGUUUCCGUGGGCCAGGCACGAGAUUCGGCACUUUAUGGGCAUUAGCUCAGUGAAACCUCAUAGCAACACUCCACGGGAAGUGUUUGCAAACCCGUUAUACAGAUGAGGACACGGAGGCUCAGGGAAGCUGAGUAACUUACCCAAUGGCACACGGCAAGAAGGUGGUAGAGCUGGUAUUCAAAGGCUGUCUGACCAAAGUCUGCUUUUGACUUUGCUACAAUGUCCAUGUCGUGCACUCUUGUGUGUGUGUGUGUGUGUGUGUGUGUGUAUCUGUUUGUGUGCAUGUAUGUCUUUCUACUUUCAUGGUCAUGGCGUACAGAGGUGGGGAGAAGAUCUCUGUGACCAAGAGGGUACGAGGUCUUUGUGUAAACAUGACCUAAAGUGUCACCCUACAGACACUUACGCAUUAUUUUGGUUUGGGUUGUGGGAAUGCUGUAUAUGGCGCCCUUUCUGUACUGUUAAAGAUGCCCUUUGAAAGCACUCUUUUGCACUUUACUUGCUUUCCUUGCGGGAACUCCGUAUACAGCAGGAAUAAAACAAUUCAAAGCACUAAGCUGCACAUUCUACCAAAUGGAACAGGUGUUGGUGCGUGCGUAGAUGCUUCCCCAAAGGAGUCAAAUCACAGUAAUACGGAGGGAUCAAAAAAAGCCUUUGGCUGAGAGUGGGGAAAAUAUCCAAUAUAACCUGUUCUCUGAGUACAGAGGGGGCCAAAGCCCUGAGGAACGAAAUCCAAGAAGAGCCCUCCCUCUACGGAGAUUGAUCUAUUAAAUACGUGGGCAGUAUUGGACAAACUAUCGCAUGCUCUCCAACGGAGAAGCUGAGAGGGAAUAAGAGCUUGGCAUCCCCUUCGUGUGUAUAAGCUAAGAUUUGGGGGGAGGCCAGUUGUUAGGAAGUUGUGUGAAUGGUACCCUUUUAAGAUGGGGCCAAAUAGCACGUAGCAAACAGCACGCAGCGAAGCUGCUGCAACUUCUAAACACACGUCAGCACAGCCCUGCCCUUCCAGCCUGUGCCCCCCAUCCCGCCCCACACCUGGAAUCCGUGCUCGGUUUUGCACACGGCAAGAGCACGUGUUCCGUGUCAUCAGUGGGUGGUGCCUUCUGCUUCACCGGGUAAUCGGGUACUGAUUAUUUCUUCCCUAAUAGAUCUGGAGGUUUACUGGGGACAGCCGGGGGACCAUUUGGAGACUGUAGCUCCCUACCCUGUCCCAACCCAACAGUGAACUCUAGGAACUUACCACCUUUGGGGUAGGGCCCUAAUGUGUGUGCGGGUAGGGGUGUCCCUGGCCUACAGGUGAGGCGACUGGGACUAUCUGUCUGCGCUCCCCUGUUCCAGCCUGUGAGCGUGGGCACCUCCGUCCCCGUGCUUCUCUGUUACCUCAUCAUCAUCUCAAGGGACUUGAACAUAGGUAAUCAUCAAGGCCCCUUUGAGUUCUGCAAUUCUCUGACCAAACCUCCCCUGGUCUAUGAGUUGCUAAAUUCACUAAGAGCGGUAUUGGCUGGGUUUGCGAAUACUGACUGAUGGCUCCCUCAUUUUAGGCUAAGAGGAGAGCUUAGUCUCCUGCCCUUUGGGAUUUCUUUUCUGGGUAAUUGAUGGAGACCAGAUGUAUUUGGGAGCCUGGUGUCCAAAUUAGAAUUGUGCCCUGUGUAGGCUCACGCUUUCCUUCCUUACAGUACACUGGCACCCGGAGGGCUCAGGCUACACGGGCAUAUUUUGCAUGGUGUUAAGACUAUUUAAAGAAUUGUAAGCUGUUGCUAUUUGCAGUCAAUUGUGGUAAAGGUUCCCUUUGAUUACUUCAUGAAUUCAUUAUAGACAGAUAUCUGUCACACACACACACACACACACACACAUACACACGUGCACAAGCUGGAAAUGGCUGCUUUGGGUUCUAUGGGGACCAUUCGAUGUUGAAAGUCCUAGUUGUGCUACACAUUAGCAAACCACCCCCUUACCUCCCUCCGAGAGGAUAUCAUUUUCUGGCUGAGUCAAUGCUGCUUCUCUAUUUGUGCGCUUGGUUUUGGGGAUUAGUGAGAAUGUGGCCAGAAUUUGGGGGGGGGCAGAUUUACGCUCAUUGGAUGGGAUAAGAAUGUGGACCAUCCGAUGUAUACCCUGGUUGCCGAGCCAUAGGAAAGGCAUAGGAAAACAAAUGUGCAGAGACUCUCUAAAAAAAUGAGAAAAAGACCAGUAUUGCAUUUCCUGUCUCUGCUUUCUCCAUCCUGCUAAGGUUUCAAGCAGAGGUCUAUUAUUUCUGCUGCAACUGUGGGUAAAAACAGUGGCUGUGUCAGCAGAGGGAGCUUUCAUUGGUAUAGUAUGUAAGAGCUAGUUAGCAGUGGCCUUAAAAAAUAAAAGUGGGAACUCUCUGAAACAAAGGUGACUUUAGUUCGGUAUUGUAGAUGCUGUUAAUUCUACAUAUGGAAACUUUGGAAUAGCAUGUUGAUUACAUGGCUAUAAAGAAAGCCCUGCACUUUGCCCUUGCACGAUGAACCAGCAGCCACCCCUGUGAGCCUCAGUCCACCCCUGGCCGUCCCCAGGUCACAAGACGUCAGCGCGGUGGCAUUGAGGAGAGAAAAGAAGUGUCUCUGAUUUUACAGAAAGUGAUUAUCCUUUUCACAGGUGCCUAAGAGAUUUGAAAUCUACCUUCUGUUAGCGGUUCUUAAAUGAAAAAUCUCAAAUAGUACCCUGUGCAUUAAAAAAAAAAAAUCCUCGAGAGGACUCUGACCCAUCGAUACAGCAGACCAGUGCUACAGAGGGUGAAUUGGAAAACCUCUCUUUUGCCAUCAGGGCGCCAAGCUUGAAGGGAGAAGGUGCAGUCAUGCCUAGAAGCGAUAUGCAAACCGACCCACGUCCCAGACUCCCAGGCAGGGGCCGCAGUGACAACGAUAAGCCCAGAUAAGCCCACGUGUGGAGGUGUUUUACCUGUUUUUCUCUCUGUAGGAUUUCAUGGUGCUUUAAAAACAACAAAAAAAAGGCAUUUUACAGAAAAUAAUGCGGGGUGGGGGGAGGAGGGAAUUUCAUAACGUUCUUAGGAAAAGUACAAGAGCAAAUUGCUUGUAACGUUUCAAUGAGCUCUGCUGCUAUUGUCUUUAUUUGAUGAUGAUGUAACUUUUUUUUUUUCAAUGAUGCAGAAAAUUGCAACAAAGACCUUCUG
Molecule: messenger RNA, 7755 nt
Organism: Ailuropoda melanoleuca (giant panda)
Lineage: Eukaryota; Metazoa; Chordata; Mammalia; Carnivora; Ursidae
Gene: KCNK10
Product: potassium two pore domain channel subfamily K member 10
Exons: 7
Coding region: 746-2353 (535 amino acids)
Biological process (GO): potassium ion transmembrane transport; stabilization of membrane potential
Cellular component (GO): plasma membrane
Molecular function (GO): outward rectifier potassium channel activity; potassium ion leak channel activity
Source: RefSeq, a predicted model, not a curated record